Naumovozyma dairenensis CBS 421 is the source of this 1188-nucleotide messenger RNA. RefSeq lists its product as uncharacterized. The record is from RefSeq and is a predicted model, not a curated record. Gene Ontology annotation, molecular function: alpha-1,6-mannosyltransferase activity. The transcript has a single exon. Gene Ontology annotation, biological process: protein N-linked glycosylation. Lineage: Eukaryota; Fungi; Ascomycota; Saccharomycetes; Saccharomycetales; Saccharomycetaceae. Gene Ontology annotation, cellular component: mannan polymerase complex. Bases 1 to 1188 code for a protein of 395 amino acids.
AUGUCAAAAACAAGAAGUACAAGGAAUAUAGUCCAUUUGAAACGAUUAAUUUGGAUAAUUAUCUCCUUAAUAAUAGCAAUCUUCCUUCUGAUAAGGUUCCUAAAUAACAACAACGCAAAUAACCUUCAAGUAAUCCUACAAAACUUACCAAAGGAAAUAUCACAAAGUAUCAAUACAGUAAGUUCCAAACAAAAAUCAGAUCAAGAAAUCUUACAAAAAUUUGAAAAAUUAACAAAACAAUUGAAAAAAUCACAAGAAGAUCAAACAAGACAAUUUGAAAGACAACGUAAAAUCCUAGAAAAGAAAAUCCAAGAAUUAAAACCACCAUUAUCUGACGCAACCAUCCGUGAAAAAUUAACAUAUCAAUUCCCAUAUGAUCCCAUUGAGAAAUUCCCAGCUUUCAUUUGGCAAACUUGGUCAAACGAUAUCAAACUGGAACAAUUGAUGGAAAUUAAAGAUAUUUGGGAUUCACAAAAUCCAGGAUUCGUCCACGAAAUCUUAAAUGAUGAUAUUUCAGAAGCUUUAAUUCAUCAUUAUUAUUCCAAGGUUCCAGAAGUCAUUAAGGCAUAUAAUUAUUUACCUUCAAGAAUUUUAAAGAUCGAUUUCUUUAAAUAUUUAAUACUAUUAGCUAGAGGUGGGAUUUAUGCAGAUGUAGAUACAAAACCAUUACAACCAGUUCCAAAUUGGAUCCCUGAAGCUGUCGUGCCAAGUAAAAUCGGAUUGAUUAUUGGUAUAGAACAUGAUGCCAAAAAACCUGAUUGGAGAUCUAAUUUCGUUAGAAGAUUACAAUUUGGUACUUGGAUUAUUCAAUCGAAACCGGGUCACCCCAUCUUGAGAGAAAUGGUGGCCGUUAUUACUGAGGAAACUUUGAAAGAAAAUGAAGAUUCUUUAAAUAUUAAUGUUAGAAAUGAUUUGGAUAUUAUGAGUUGGACCGGGUCAGGUGUUUGGACGGAUGUCAUUUUCAAAUAUUUUAAUGAUUAUAUGAAAAGUGGCAUUAAUGGGAAAGUUACCUGGAAAAAAUUUCAUAAUAUGAUCUUACCAAGAUUAAUUAGUGACGUAUUAAUCUUCCCUGAAUUCUCAUUUAAAGCUCCAUUAGAAUUUGAUAAAACUGAUAUGAAAAGAAAUUUAUAUUUAGUUCAUCAUGAAGGUGCUAAAUUUUGGAAAGCUGCUCCAACUGUAGAAAAUUGA